Molecule: messenger RNA, 1852 nt
Organism: Annulohypoxylon truncatum
Lineage: Eukaryota; Fungi; Ascomycota; Sordariomycetes; Xylariales; Hypoxylaceae
Product: glycosyltransferase family 17 protein
Exons: 3
Coding region: 264-1406 (380 amino acids)
Biological process (GO): protein N-linked glycosylation; N-acetylglucosamine metabolic process
Cellular component (GO): membrane
Molecular function (GO): beta-1,4-mannosylglycoprotein 4-beta-N-acetylglucosaminyltransferase activity
Source: RefSeq, a predicted model, not a curated record
GUAUCUAUAUGAUAUAUGUACCUAACUAAGAUAAGUUAUGUACUUCGCAGAUGUUUUUAAACUAUUCGCGUAUCAGGAUAUCCACUGUUGCACAAAUUCAUUAGCCUAUCAUUCAAUACCUAGGUACCUAGGAUCUAGGUUAUUAGAGUGACCAGGCUAACCCUAUUUAGGAUCGUGACCAAAGCAGAUUACCGUAUUUGGCCCAACACGCUUUUGCACGCUUUGCACGCUCUGGACGCUCUCCCUUCUCACAACAACAUCGGAUGCAUGCGUGUAACGGUGGCACAGGCACAGCAGGAAUUAUGGGGGUUCUCUAUACAGAGAGACGGAGGCUGGCAACCCGAUUGGCCUUCGCCGUCGUAUUUGUCUGCGUGCUGUUGCUCUGCCUGAAUCCCAAUUGGUCCGAUCGAUCCGUCCAUCAAACUCUCCGCUUCGAUCCAAGAAAGCUCGAUCUAUCGAACGAUGUCGAGACACGAGGCUUAUGUCAGCAGCAUGGGUGGGCCCCCUUCGAGAACCCGGGGAAGAGAAAGGUGUAUGAUCUGAUAAUGAUCAAUACCGAGUUGGACUGGUUGGAGAUUCGUCUGAAUACUACUUAUCCUUACGUCGACUAUUUCAUCAUUGUCGAAUCUAAGAAGACCUUCACCAAUCAUGAGAAGCCCUUGGUCAUCAAGAACAACUUGGAUCACUUCUCCGCCUACCGUGACAAGCUCAUAUACCAUGAGCUUGAGAUCCCCGACGGCUUCCAUUCGGACCGCUCUAAUCCUUCCUGGGCAUUCGAGGACCUGCAGAGAGAUGCCAUGUAUACGCAGGUGUUUCCGAGGCUAGCGGGAGAGCAAGCACCUGUAUUGGGUGACGUGAUCGUCGUAGCCGACGUUGAUGAAAUCGUUCGCCCGGAGACGCUGGUAGUGCUCAAAGCAUGUCAUUUCCCACGCCGCCUCACGCUUCGGAGCCACUUCUACUAUUAUAGUUUUCAGUAUCUACACAGGGGUACUCAAUGGGCGCACCCACAAGCAACAUACUAUCAAGGUUGGAGGACCAUCCUCCCCGUCAAUCUACGGAACUCGGACGGCGGCCUACAACCUUUGAUCAGCAUGGAAAAGGGGGACCUAUGGAGUGCCGGGUGGCACUGCUCUACCUGCUUCUCCACGGUAGAUGAGGUUCUGACUAAGCUCUCCUCUUUCUCCCACAUAUGGCUCAACCAAGAGGCAUUCCGCGACCGUGAUCGCAUAGCCGAUCGCGUGAGGAACGGAAAAGACCUCUGGGAUCGCGAAGGAGAAGAAUACGAAAGGAUAGAGGAUAAUGAUGACAUACCCUCGGCAUUGCUAGGACGCCCCGACAAAUUCUCAUAUCUGUUAGACCGAGACGGCCCCACCGCCGGCUUUAAAGAUUAUUACCCUGCAAGGUAACACCGCAAUACGGAUCCAUAGCAAAUAGCAAACUAUUCUGAAUGGAUAUCUACCGUACCAACCGGCAGCGUCCAUAGCCCUCGAGCCAUAUUCGUCAAGUAUAUGAUGGCGAUCUAGGUGGCAUGUUUGUGGUUGUAAAGCAGUUGCCGGGUUCGUUCACCUUUGUCCAGAUCCAGCAACCAAUCUAAUAAGAUGGUCUUCAUAUCAUAAACAUGGGCAGUCCAAUGUUGAUCGAAUAUGCUUCGCUGGGAAUGGGCCUUUACUGUAUUCAGUUCGAACAAUGAUACCAAGGUCUAUGCCAAAAUUUCAUAAGAAAAAGGUGGCGGGCAAAGCAUACCUAAUCAUCCGCUAUAGAUAUUUUAUAGGGGUACAAAUUAAUAUGGUUCCAGUCCACUGGUAAAUUUGUAUGAAACGUAGCUAGCAUAAUCACCUCGUAUUAUGAGAAA